AUGAACGGGCAUGCUGGUACAAUACACUCGGUCUCUCACGAGGAGACCCUUGGCCUUCUUGACGAGAAGUCCUUUUCCGACGUUGAUAGCGGUUCAUCAUCGCUGAAGGGUUACGGCUCCGCCCCGCACAACUAUCAUUUCCUCAAGCUGCCCAUCAUUCGCCUGUUCUAUCAAGGUCCCCCAGCAGUCUGUUUGUUUUUCGUCAUAUCAGGCUAUGCUCUUUCCUACAAACCGUUGAAGCUCAUCCGCAGCCAAAACUAUGAAGGCUUCGCUUCGACAAUGAGCUCUUUGACAUUUCGACGCAUCAUCCGCCUCUACCUGCCGCCUGCCUUCUCAACUCUCAUGGUUGUCAUCCUUCUUCGAUUGGGUGUCUAUGAGUGGACCAGGACGUUUGCCAACGAUAGGGCUUACAUGAGAAAUGUCGUGGAGCCUCACCCUGAGCGCCUCGCAACGAGCUCGGAGCAGGUGUGGCACUGGGCUUGGAGCAUGUUCAAGUUUGUUCAUGUGUUCAGCUGGAACAAAUUUGGAGGCAGCACAUCGUACGAUGUUCAUCUCUGGACGAUUCCGGUUGAAUUUCGCUGCUCAAUUUACCUCUUCAUCACGACCAUAGCCGUUGCGAGGCUGCGAACGUCCGUGCGAUUUCUCACCAUGUUGGGCAUCAUGUCUUUCACGUAUCGCAACCAGCGAUGGGAGCUCUUCCUCUUCUACAGCGGCAUGGUCCUCGCCGAGCUCGACCUGAUUCGAGGUGCCCACAGCCCCGCACCGGCUCUACCGAUCCUUGAGAAAACUUAUUCUAAGAAGAGCGCUCUUAGUGGUGUUAUUUGGGCCAUGCUGAGCAUUCUGGCCAUGGUUCUGAUGUCGCAACCAGAUGCUCGGUGCAGCGACACGCCCGGAUGGAAGUGGCUGUGCUCUAUGAUUCCUACCUGGUGGCAGGAAGAAGGAUACCGGUACUGGCAGUCUGCUGGGGCCAUUCUCUUUGUGCUCAGCGUCAGCCACUCGCCCAGGUGGCAGAGAUUCUUCAACACUGCACCAAUCCAGUAUUUUGGCAAGAUCAGUUUUGCCAUGUACUUGGUACAUGGCCCUGUUUUGCAUACCGUCGGCUACAUGAUUGAGAAGCGGGCAUAUGCUAUGACGGGCAUCGAGGGGUGGUGGUACAAUUUCGGGUUCGUCCUGAGCUCGUUCGUUUGUGUCCCCGCCGUUAUCUGGGCGGCUGACGUCUUUUGGCGCUUGAUCGAUGUUCCCACAGUCAAGUUUGCGCGGUGGUUUGAGACCAAAUGCAUCAAGCAACAGUGA
This is a messenger RNA of Verticillium alfalfae VaMs.102, 1293 nucleotides long. RefSeq lists its product as hypothetical. The record is from RefSeq and is a predicted model, not a curated record. Gene Ontology annotation, biological process: polysaccharide biosynthetic process. Gene Ontology annotation, cellular component: membrane. Lineage: Eukaryota; Fungi; Ascomycota; Sordariomycetes; Glomerellales; Plectosphaerellaceae. Gene Ontology annotation, molecular function: acyltransferase activity, transferring groups other than amino-acyl groups. The transcript is spliced from 3 exons. Bases 1 to 1293 code for a protein of 430 amino acids.